Molecule: messenger RNA, 1806 nt
Organism: Caenorhabditis bovis
Lineage: Eukaryota; Metazoa; Nematoda; Chromadorea; Rhabditida; Rhabditidae
Source: the annotation of a GenBank genome assembly
AUGGCACCACCUCAUCCAUUGGACCCGUCGACUGGCUCAAACUACCGGGAGAUCACCGUUUCCCAUUAUUCCCUUAAAUGGGAGGUUGAUUUUGACAAAUCGGCAAUUCGCGGAAGCGUCGACAUCGAUUUGAAGGUCAAGGAAGCGACGAGCAAAAUUGUGCUCGAUAUUCGAGAUUUGUCAAUUUCCACAGUGAGCAUUGGUGGAAACGCUCAAAAAUUCACCAUCGAGGAUAACGAGGCUCUCGGGCAAAAAUUGAACAUCUCAACGGACGCGUUGAAUCCGGGAGAUCAAGUAAAGGUCACCAUCAACUACGAGACCGGCAAAAAUGCGGCCGCUUUGCAAUUUCUCACAAAAGAGCAAACUACCGAUAAGAAGGCACCGUACCUCUUCUCUCAAUGUCAGGCAAUCAAUGCUCGCUCGAUCGUCCCUUGUAUGGAUACGCCAUCCGUCAAAUCAACUUAUGAAGCUAAGGUCACCGUGCCUCGCGAUUUGACUUGCUUGAUGUCGGCGAUCGGCGGCAGCUCGCAAAGAGUCGGCGACAAGGCGUUCUUCAAUUUCAAGCAGCCCGUCCCGAUUCCCGCCUACCUGCUGGCAAUCGUCGUCGGCCAUCUCGAGCAGAAGACGAUCAGCGAUCGGUGUUCGGUGUGGGCGGAGCCGUCGCAAGCCGAACUCGCUUCUUUCGAGUUCGCCGAGACCGAGAAGAUUCUGAAAAUCGCUGAAGACCUCGCCGGACCCUAUGUGUGGGGCAGAUACGAUCUCGUCGUGCUUCCGUCGACGUUCCCAUUCGGUGGAAUGGAGAAUCCGUGUUUGACGUUCGUCACGCCGACCCUCUUGGCUGGCGAUCGCUCAUUGGUCAACGUGAUUGCGCAUGAAAUAUCGCACAGCUGGACGGGAAAUUUGGUCACCAACUUCUCAUGGGAGCAUUUUUGGCUUAAUGAGGGUUUUACGGUGUUCCUUGAGCGAAAAAUUCACGGACGAAUGUACAGCGAGAAAGAGCGGCAAUUUGAAAGCGAAAGCGGAUAUGAAACGCUUGUCCAAACUGUCAAUGAGGUUUGGGGUGCCGAUCACGAAUACACGAAGUUGAUCCAAAAUUUGGGAUCGGCUGAUCCGGAUGAGGCAUUCAGCUCGAUUCCCUAUGAAAAAGGAUCGGCAUUCUUGCUCACCAUCGAGCAACAAUUGGGAGAUAAUUCGAGAUUCGAGCAAUUUUUGAGGGAGUAUAUCAAAACAUUUUCGUACAAAUCAGUGUCGACCGAGGAAUGGAAAGAAGCUCUUUAUGGGUUUUUCACCGAUAAGAGGCAAAUUUUGGAUCAAGUCGAUUGGAAAUUGUGGUUGAAUCAGCCAGGAAUCCCGCCGAAGCCGCAAUAUGACUCAAGUUUGAUGCUUGCUUGUAAGGAGCUUGCCGCGAAGUGGACUUCUGGAGGACCAACUCCAACUGAUGGCUCGGAAUUCCUUAAAAUGUCCAAUUCGCAAAAACUCGCCGUUCUUGACACGAUUCGAGUGAAUCGCAAGACGUUCGGCGAUCAGAUGCCGUCGUUGACAUCGGUCUAUAAGCUCGAUGAGGCGAAGAAUGCCGAAUUGCGAUUCAGAUGGCUCAUGUUGGGUCUUGACACGAAAUGGGAGCCGAUUAUUGAAGCGAGUCUCGCGUUCGCUUUGAAUAUUGGACGAAUGAAGUACUGCAAACCGAUUUAUAAGGGUUUGUUUGAGUGGAGUUUGACUCGAAAUCGCGCGAUUGAGCAAUUCAAAGCAAAUAUCCCGAACAUGCACCCAAUUACGGUUCAUGCCAUCGAACGGCUUUUGAAAUAA